CAAAAAAAUUAUCGCCCUCCUGCCGUCUCUAAAUAAACGCUUAGAAAAAUAUAUUCUUUUAAUUUAUUUGCUAAAAUAUGGCCGCUUCCGUGGAAUUGAGCUCGUAUCGCGAUCAGCACUUCAAGGGCUCUCGCUCCGAGCAAGAGCGAUCACUCCGCGAGUCGUGUACGCUGUACGUGGGAAACUUGAGCUUCUACACGACAGAGGAACAGAUCCACGAGCUAUUCUCGCGCUGCGGCGAUGUCAGAGUUAUAGUCAUGGGCCUGGACAAGUACAAGAAGACACCAUGUGGCUUCUGCUUUGUGGAGUACUACAUAAGAUCCGAGGCGGAGGCGGCCAUGAGAUUUGUGAAUGGCACCCGCUUGGAUGACAGACUGAUUCGUGUCGAUUGGGACGCAGGAUUUAUAGAGGGCCGGCAAUAUGGACGUGGCAAAACUGGCGGUCAGGUGCGCGACGAAUAUCGUACGGAUUACGAUGCCGGUCGAGGUGGUUACGGCAAACUGCUGUCUCAGAAGAUCGCUCCCAAUACCGACAACCGCUAGAUCUAAUAAUAAGAUUAAAGACUAAGUCCCAAAGUAGAUAUUAAAGCAAACACCUAGAUAUAACACCACUAA
Messenger RNA from Drosophila serrata, 614 nucleotides. RefSeq names its product cap binding protein 20 (gene Cbp20). Gene Ontology annotation, biological process: mRNA cis splicing, via spliceosome. Gene Ontology annotation, molecular function: RNA cap binding. NCBI's taxonomy places the organism in Eukaryota, Metazoa, Arthropoda, Insecta, Diptera, Drosophilidae. The record is from RefSeq and is a predicted model, not a curated record. Gene Ontology annotation, cellular component: nuclear cap binding complex.